AAAAUGGCGGAAGGACCUUACGGCCGGAGUUGCAAGAACAAAUGCACCGACCUUAAAAAGUGAUACUAUCCGGAGGGAACGUUGCAGGAGAGGAAUCAGUUAAAAUUUCGGAUCGAUCUGGGCGAGGAAGUCCUCCAGUUUUAGUUCAUUGUAACUCAUCUUGCAUGAUGCAACUUACCGGGACAGUUUCACCAUUCAGUGACUGCGGUGGGACUGGUGUUUCCUCAUCAAAGUUGUCACCUCAACACACAAACUCUGAAUGUAGCUUUUGUAAUUUUAUUUGCGGAGGCUGUUUGUAACAAAGCGACUGCAAUCUCAUUUUCCAGAUGCAGAGAAAUUGAUGGUCCCUGAUCCCUGCAAGUGAUUUCAACAGCGGCAAAAGCAGUUUAAAUCAUCCAGUAACCAACUACCUUGAAGAAAUUACUUGGGUUUCAUGAUCAAGAUCAGAAAUUAUGUCCAGCCAGCCGGUUGAUAUUAUUGACAUUGGAAAGCGGAAGAAGAAAAAGAGAAGAACAAGGGCUACGAGCAGCCUUACUGGAAAGUUUGAUGAUUUGUACAAAUUGACUGAUGAACAACUAGGUGAAGGAUCGUACGCCAAGGUCCGAGGCUGUGUCAAUCUACACAGUGGAAAAGAAUAUGCUGUAAAGAUAAUUGAGAAGAAAACAGAUCUGAGCCGAAAUAGAGUGUUCCGUGAAGUUGAGACUUUAUACCAAUGUCAAGGAAGCCAGAACAUUUUAGAACUGAUCGAAUUUUUUGAGGAUGAAGCGCACUUCUAUCUGGUGUUUGAAAAAAUGCGUGGAGGUUCCAUUUUGACCCACAUCCAGAGAAGAAAGCACUUUAAUGAGAGAGAAGCAAGUAUUGUUGUGAAAGACAUUGCAUCUGCCUUGGAUUUUCUGCACACCAAAGGUAUAGCACAUAGAGAUCUGAAGCCAGAGAACAUACUUUGUGAAUUCGCAGAACAGAUAUCCCCGGUGAAGAUUUGCGACUUUGAUCUUGGCAGUGGGGUGAAGUUGAGCAGUGCAUGUACUCUAAUUUCAACUCCUGAGCUGAUGACACCGUGUGGUUCUGUGGAAUACAUGGCUCCUGAAGUAGUAGAGACAUUCACCGAGGAUGCAUCAUUUUACGACAAGCGUUGCGAUUUGUGGAGUCUUGGAGUAAUACUGUACAUCAUGCUGAGUGGCAACCCACCCUUUGUGGGGAACUGUGGAACAGACUGCGGCUGGGACAGAGGCGAGGCCUGUCUGGCUUGUCGGAACAUAUUAUUUGAGAGCAUACAGGAAGGUAAAUAUGAGUUCCCUGAGAAGGACUGGGCUCACAUCUCUGUUGGGGCCAAGGAUUUGAUUUGUAAGUUGUUGGUGCGUGAUGCAAAGGAUAGGCUCAGUGCUGGACAAGUUCUUCAGCAUCCCUGGGUGCAGGGGAAUGCACCGGAAAGACGUUUGCCUACACCACAACUAUUACAGAGAAACAGUAGCACAAAGGAUCUGACUGAUUUUGCUGCAGAAGCCAUUGCCUUCAAAAGGCAGCUUUCACAGCAAGACGAGGAGAUGCGAGGGGAACAGGAAGCAAUCAUCAAGACUGUUUGCUCUAUGCGGCUUUCCCCUCCUUCCAAUUCCAAACUUGCUAAACGUAGGGCCAAGACACAGGCUGAGAAAAUCUCUCAGUGGCAGUUACCCAUCUCAACAAUGAGUGUCUAUGAUGGGACUUCUUGACAUAUAUCAAAUAGAUUUUAUCCAAUACAGAACUGCUGUGACGUAAUGGCCUAGUCAAACAGUCAGUACCUGACUGCCCUUGUUUCUGUGGUUUUGGACAUAACUUAUGUAGUUCUUCAAAGUUUUAAUUUAGAAGGAACAUGAUUUGCCUGCUCAACCUAUAGCAGCCAACUUUAAUAAUUUUGUACAAUGAGAGGUUAUAGUACAAUAUUUUUAAACAUUGUACAUUGUUACAAAUAUAUUUAUUUUUAUCUUAA
This is a messenger RNA of Stegostoma tigrinum, 1966 nucleotides long. RefSeq names its product MAP kinase-interacting serine/threonine-protein kinase 1-like. Lineage: Eukaryota; Metazoa; Chordata; Chondrichthyes; Orectolobiformes; Stegostomatidae. Gene Ontology annotation, biological process: protein autophosphorylation; peptidyl-serine phosphorylation; intracellular signal transduction. The coding region runs from base 453 to 1709 and encodes 418 amino acids. Gene Ontology annotation, cellular component: nucleus; cytoplasm. The transcript has 14 exons. Gene Ontology annotation, molecular function: calmodulin binding; calcium-dependent protein serine/threonine kinase activity; ATP binding. The record is from RefSeq and is a predicted model, not a curated record.